Molecule: messenger RNA, 5664 nt
Organism: Diaporthe amygdali
Lineage: Eukaryota; Fungi; Ascomycota; Sordariomycetes; Diaporthales; Diaporthaceae
Product: MAP kinase kinase kinase mkh1
Exons: 3
Coding region: 1-5664 (1887 amino acids)
Biological process (GO): protein phosphorylation
Molecular function (GO): protein kinase activity; ATP binding
Source: RefSeq, a predicted model, not a curated record
AUGAGCAGGAGCAUCCAGCGCCAACGCUCCAUCUCGAGUCUUUCCUCACGACAGGUCGAUCGCGACAGAGAUAGAGACCACGCCAACGGCGGCCUUGGGCUGCUGAGCCCCUACAAUAGCAGAUCCCCCCUCGCGGGCCUUCCUCACUCCCCUUUGUCUCUAGAUGCCACCUCCACAAAGCUCUCCAGGCCGACCUUCCUGCUGGACCGCAAGGCCACCGAGGAUAUCGCUAAGCUCGACGGAGUCCUCUUCGACGACGUCCCCACCCUCGGCUCCAGCAGCUCCCUCCUCUCCAGCCUAGGCGCCGGCUCUCCAUAUCCUACCAUCAACACCUCCGGCGCGCCUUCGCCCACCUCGCAGUACCUGUCCGCCCCAUCGCUCGCCGGCCAGAGGAGAAGGGCCAACACUGCCAGCGGCCCACUCUCGCCUGCUCCGCCGCCCGACUCCCCCGCCGAUUCUCCGAGCAAAUCUACGAAUCGCGGCGUCGCGUUCCCUCCUCCUUCAGCCCGACCACCCACCAGCCGCCGAACCCCCGUGCCAGCUGCCAUUCCCUCCCCGUCUUCUCAACCGCCGCCGCCUCCUCCGAAACCACAGUCCACCACCGCAAGCCCUGCGCCUGUGUCGCCUCCUCAGACGAGAUCUCAGACUGCGCCGGCCCCGUCCUUGAACCCAGCCUCGAUCGCAAAUAAUACCGGCGCCAUGUAUGGGCAGCGCCAGGGGUCGGGCGUCGACCCCUCGAGGCCCUUCCAGGUUCCCCCUCCGCCUCCUCCAAUUUCGCCGCCGGCAGCAAUAGGCAACAUGAAUAACAUAAUGACCAACAUCCCCCCUCCGCCUCCACGAUAUCCCAGCGCGCCAGCCGGCGCAAUGUCGUUACCAGGGCCGCCUGGCGGGCCACCUCCCAGCGGACUCCCACCUCCUCCAGGCCCGCCUCCCGGUAACACAACGCAAUGGCAAGGCACCUGGAAUAACGCCUAUGGCUCCUACAUACCUCCGCCGCCGCCUCAGCAGGCGCCGCGCCCGUACAACCCGCAGCCGUACAAGACUGUCAAUGGGCAACAGAUCGCCAUCCCUCCACCCCCACCUCCCAGCGAAAGCAUGCAGAUGUCGGCUACUUACAUCCCACAGGGUGACACGUACGGCGAAGGGGUCGGUAUACCAGGUCUGGGAAUGGAUGAUAUGUCAACUUGGUCCGCAACCUCACAAAGUUCAUGGCUGGGUAGUCUAGCUAGUCUCGGGACAACGAAUAGCGACACGACGAUUUCUACCUCAAUCGACACCUAUGGGAAUCACAACAGGGGUAACUCGACGACCUCCAAUGCGACAACGACAGGUUCGUCAGGAAUACCACCUGAGCUCGCCUCACAGUGGCCCUUGGACCGUGUGCUGUCGUGGCUUCAAGCAAAUAAUUUCAGUAAGGACUGGCUCGCGACUUUCCGCGCAUUGGACUUGCACGGGCUCAAGUUCCUUGAACUCGGAAGCGGCCAUGGCGGACGCGGCAACUUUGGCAUGAUGCAUCAGCGGGUGUACCCACAACUAGCAGCAGAGUGCAGCAGCAGCGGAACUGGCUGGGAUCAAUCGCGCGAGCGAGAAGAAGGAAAGAGGAUGCGCCGGCUCAUACGCGGCAUCGUAAGGGGCGAGUCACCCGCGACGGUGAUGUCGUCGCACGGAAGGAAAGACUCGACGAGCAAUACCUCUCUUGUACCCACCAGUGCAGGCCCAGACAGUGGCUCUCCGGACACUCCUAUCAAGGCCGCAGGCCCUGGAUUUUCACUUGGACGUAGGUCAUCAUCACAGAUACGGACGCAAACCAUGCCCAUGUUUUGGAACGGUGUUAGUAACUCAGUCACUUCUUCAGACCCCGGAGGCAACCAUAGGAGAAUCCUUGAUAGCAUCAACGACGAAGGCUCCCGCCGCCAAAGCCCGGUUGCUAGCGAGCCCGGCGAGGUAGGGACGACCAGCAACGAGCGCAGCAGUAGCAACCGAGGCUACAGCCCCGCGGCGAGUCCGGCACCAACCCAAGGGCUUUUCUCGUCUUCCACCGUGCCCAAUCUCGCUUCCUCGCCAGGCGGGAGAUUUGGGGGCCACCGGAACCGAAACUCCACUGACUCGGUUUCGUCAAACGCAGCUAUUUAUGGAUCUGGCGUGCCACCCGAAGCAAGCCAGGCUCUGCGGUCGCAGAUGAACGUCGCCGAAAUGGCCAAGGACACGCGUCGAUAUGGCCACGACGGCGGUAACCGGCCCAGUCCGCUCGGCGACAACUCAUCGACCGGCGACCGAUCCGCCGGCGCGAGCGAGCCGCCAGGGUCCGCGAGGGAGACCAAGUCGUUCCUCUCGUUCCUCAACCCCCGGAAGAAGAAGCACCACGAUGAUCCCGAGUCGCCCACGAGUCCGAUGCAGUUCAAGCCACACUCGCUAGGGAGCAGAGGGAAUGCUAGUGAAACAUCGCUUGAUAGGCCCGGGUCGAGUUUCUCUGCGUCGCACGAUCAGCAAAGACCGGCAUCGUCAAUGAGAUCGAGGCGCAUCACCAGGGGCAGGAUAUUCAUACUUGCAACACUAGACUACUGGAAUUACCGAAUGGUGGACGUCUCGGACGUGGAAUCGGCUGCAGACCUCCGAACACUGAUAUGCGUUAACCUUGGCUUACCCGACGCAGACGGCGCGCAACUGUAUCUCACUGAGCUGGGCAAGUUCGAUCACGAUGAUGCACUGGACGAUAGUAGGCUUGUCGCCAAAAAGAAGUCACGGGCGGAUGCAUCUGGGUCUCUGAAGAUAUUCGUUCGGCCUGGAAAUAUGGGAGGCUUGGGGGUCAAUAUUGGCCAGUCGCAGAACGCGCUCUCGCCAGCUUAUCUGCCCGCUGGUGCGAAGAUGGAUGAGGAUACUUAUGCACGGCUGAAUGGGCAGCGCAGGAGAUCUAGUUCAUCUCCGCCGGCGUCGAGGCAGAACACCCUCACUGGGGGUGAGAACGACAAGCCCUCAUCGGCCGGGGACGACGAUGGAGCCAAUGACAACAAGAGCGAUGACGGCAACAUCACGCAGCAGGCGGAAGCAUACAAGGCCGAGAUGAUCAGAAAACAGCAGGAGUAUCUCGCCAAACGCAAGGCUGCGAAAGAGGCCGGCAACUCGCCUUCAGAUAACGGCACAGGUGGGUACAGCGGUAUCGUGGGCCGUGUGGUGAACUUUGACGAGCCACGCAACUCGCCAUUUGAGGACAAGAAGCCAUUCGACAGUGCUUUUGCGCCGCAGCGACGAGCCCCCGCGGCACCUCUGGACCCAUCCGCGACUCUCAUCAAGGCCAACUCACUUUCGAAACGCGGCUCGCACCAACGGACGAGCCAAGGAAGCAUGGAUGGAUUCCCCUCAAAGCGGCAGAGUACCGGUCUUUCCGAGAGCCCGAAGCAGAUGGCCGAGAAGAAGAGGCCCAACAAUGAGCGCCAGGCUCUUGGUGGCAUCGGUGCUGCUCUGGCCGGCAUCGGCCGCGGCUUGGGCGGAAUCGCACAUCCUGGAGGUGCCGGAAGAGGCACAUCACCGAACAGGGCGGAUGGGGAAGGCGAUGGCGAAUUCGCAGAAGUUGGAUCAGCGAAUGAACGAGGAGAAGAGGUCAAGUCUCGAAGACCGCCAUCCGCAGGCGAUGUCAGCCCCACGACAGCAGCCAGGACCGUCUCGGACAAACCGCCACAACUACCCAAAGUGGUCGUCAAGCCCAGGAUCUUUGACGGAGACUCCUCUUCCGAUGAGGACAAUAACGAUGACGAUUCGGACGACGAUUCAGACGACGGACUAUUCGCGAAACCCCUGACCGGACGUGGUGCUCCUAUUACUACCAAGAAGGGCAAACAGGUAGCUAGCCAAGCUGUUGCAAAACAAUCACCUGUCAGCAAGGACGGCACCUUCUGGAACGACGAGGACAGCGAUGGCGACGAGGAUGAGGCCACACACGGAGCAAGCAGUCUCGGUAAGCGCCCAAGCUUGACUGUGAAUACCAAGCGCGCCAAGAAGGGCCUGUCAGUAUCAUUCACGAGUCCCAAGUUGCCGUCCUCGUCUGGAAGCAAGACACCAGCAGGCGAUGAUGAUGACCACUCGUCCAAGGGCUCAAAGAGAACACCCAACACGCCGCAUUCCGAAGGAUGGGACUCCAACGACAAUGACGUGAAGCUUAGCAGACGCAAGAGCUUCAUGGAGAAGGACACCUCGAUUUGGGCCAAUCGUCCCCCAACUGACGCGCUGAUCAACAAUCUCGAGGACUUCUUCCCCAACAUCAACGUGGACCAGCCCGUGCUAGAAGACGGCAGCGAAAUCCCUGGUGACCUGCCUCCCAGCCCGAUAGCCGAGGAGACGGAGGAGCAACCAGGACAGGACCAAAAGCCUGUGACAUCUUCAAGGAUAAGUACUAUAUACAAUGACAGUGACACUCUUGGCAGCGAUGAAUCUACUCUCAAAGCGCUAGAACGGCCAGCCUCUUUUGUCAGCGCAGCACAAAGAAGCACGCGGCGCUCCGGAGGCUUGGGAAGGAUGAAGUCCAUCAGAGAGGUGGCGCACAAGCGCUACACACAAGGCGCAGGAAUGGCGCCGCCGGUGCCACCCACUCCGAACACAGCUGCUGCGAACAAGAACACGAAUCUGAUGCGACGCAAGUCGACCAAGAUGUUCAACGCCAACAUUGUGCAAAUUCGACCGCAGCGCGGGUCCAUGAUACUGCCGCAGAUCCCACAGGACCACCUCCCUAGCCUGCCACAUAAUGCCAACAACCAGAUUCCCAAACGGCAGACGACAUUCCGAUGGUUCAAGGGCCAGCUCAUCGGCAAGGGAACGUAUGGGCGGGUUUACCUUGGUAUGAACGCGACCACAGGUGAAUUCUUGGCGGUGAAGGAAGUCGAGGUCAAUCCCAAGGCCGCUGGAGGUGACAAGGCCAAGAUGAAGGAGCUCGUUGCUGCGCUGGACCAGGAGAUCGACACGAUGCAGCACCUCGACCACGUGAAUAUCGUGCAGUAUCUCGGAUGCGAAAGGAAGGAGACGAGUAUCUCCAUCUUCCUCGAGUAUAUUCCCGGUGGUAGCAUGGGUAGUUGUGUGAGGAAGCACGGCAAGUUUGAGGAGUCCGUCGUGGCGAGUCUUACGCGGCAAACGCUGUCAGGUCUGGCCUAUCUGCACCGCGAAGGCAUCCUGCAUCGCGAUCUCAAGGCGGACAACAUCCUGCUGGACGUCGACGGAACGGCAAAGAUCUCGGACUUUGGCAUCAGCAAGAAGACGGACAACAUCUACGGCAACGACAAGACCAACUCGAUGCAGGGCUCCGUCUUUUGGAUGGCACCCGAGGUGAUCCGCAGCCAGGGCGAGGGCUACAGCGCAAAGGUGGACAUCUGGUCGCUGGGUUGUGUGGUGCUGGAGAUGUUCGCCGGGCGCAGGCCGUGGUCUAAGGACGAGGCAGUCGGCGCGAUAUACAAGAUCGCCAACGGAGAGACGCCGCCGAUCCCCGAGGAGGUGUCUGCGGCGGUGAGCCCGGUAGCGCUGGCCUUCAUGUGGGAUUGUUUCACUGUCAAUCCCGAGGAACGCCCGACAGCCACCAAGCUGCUUGCCGAGCACCCGUUCUGCGUCUUCAGGGACGACUAUGAUUUCCAUCACACGGACCUGUAUGCCAAAAUCAAGGGGACGUGGAAGACCGCCUCGUAA